This is a messenger RNA of Daphnia pulex (common water flea), 1865 nucleotides long. RefSeq names its product structural maintenance of chromosomes protein 2-like. The record is from RefSeq and is a predicted model, not a curated record. Lineage: Eukaryota; Metazoa; Arthropoda; Branchiopoda; Diplostraca; Daphniidae.
CAAUUGUAAGAAGCUCGGACAAGCUUGUGACAUGUUUCAAGAACAUUAUACCCUCCAAAUCAGCAAUACCCCGAAAAGGGAAAUUGGUUUUCCUGUAGCUCUCUUACCCUCCAAGAAAAUUAUUUGAUUAGCGGAACAAGAACUUCGAGUUAUGGAGCAGGCUUCAGCACAGUAUCGCACGAAUUUGAAUUGCUCCAGCAAAGGCUACAGCAAACGCUUCACCACCGCCAAACUCAAGAAGUCGAAAAUAUGAAGUCGGAAUUGGAAUCAGCAGAGCAAAAAGCCCUCGAAUGCACCGGCAUAAUUAAAGAAGGUAAAUCGUGCAUCAAGGAGUUGGAGAAUCAGUUACAGAAUGCCAGUAAGAUUCGGAAAACUCAGUUAAAAGCAGCCCAAGCUGAAUUGGAUCGUUGCAAGAUGGCGGCAGCUGCUUCACAGUCUAAAUGGAAAGAACAUGCAAAUGAUGCUGACUCGCUUAAACUAGAGUUGGAGGAACUUCGAAAAUCUAUUGAAGCUACUGACAUUCAAUUAAAAGAACGACAUACUGUUUCUGUCAUUGAAUUGUAUGUUUCAAAAUUAUCUUUGCACUGUUUAUAUAAAUUUUUUGUUCUUCAUCUAGAGAAUGAGAUAACACUAGCCAAUUUACAUGAAGAUAUGAAAGUGUUGAAUGAAGCUCUGGCAGUUGAACAAGCUAAUGUACAAGAAGUCAGAAAACAAAUUGACGAAUUUAAGGCACGAAUUUCAGCUCAAAAUCAAGAAAUUUCCAAACGAAUUGCUGGUAAAGAACAGCACGAAGCUCAGGUUGGUUUUUUUUUAAAUUCCAAUUUACAAUACUUCAUAAUCCUAAUUAAUUUCUUUAUUUGGAAUGCAAAGGUUAGUGAAGGUGAACUGCACUUGAAGAAAUUGGAACAUCGACUUUCCAAAGCAAAAGAUGACGCAAAAGAUUCCGAAAAGCGUGUUGACGCCAUGCUCGAAAAACAUGUUUGGAUAAACGAAGAUCGACACCAUUUUGGAGUAGCCGGGUCUAAUUAUGAUUUUAACGUCAUUAAUGGAGAAGAAUUGGGACAGCGCGUUCAUAAAUUGGAGGAAUCCAUGAAAAAGCUUGGCCGCCAUGUCAACAUUCGUUCCAUGACUAUGUUAACACAAGCAGAGGCGCAGUAUAAUGACUUGAUGCGGAAGAAGAGGAUUGUAGAAGAAGAUAAGGCGAAAAUUGAAAACGCAAUCCUGAAGCUGGACGAAAAGAAGAAAGAAACUCUUCAAGUGGCUUGGGAACAAGUGACAAAAGAUUUCGGUUCUAUUUUCUCUACCCUGUUACCCGGAACCAAAGCAAAGCUGCAACCACCGGACGGUCAAACCGUGCUAGACGGUCUCGAAGUUAAAGUUGCUUUUGGCGGAGUAUGGAAAGAGAGUUUAUCAGAAUUGAGUGGCGGUCAGAGAUCCUUAGUGGCUUUGUCGUUGAUUUUGGCUAUGCUAUUAUUCAAACCAGCGCCUAUCUAUAUUCUUGAUGAAGUAGACGCAGCCUUGGAUUUGUCUCACACUCAGAAUAUUGGGGUGAUGUUGAAGCAACAUUUUAAGCAGUCGCAAUUCAUCGUUGUAUCUCUGAAAGACGGUAUGUUUAACAAUGCUAAUAUUCUUUUUCGCACAAAAUUUGUUGAAGGUAUGUCUACGGUCAGUCGAUUGGCUCAGCAACAGUCAUCGACCUCUCAUGCCCGCCCAGCGGAGGAAGAGGAAACUCGGCCUAAAAAACGAAAGUAGACGAUUAUGUAUCAGAAAGCAUUUGUAAAUCGUACUUUAUCUUUUCUGAAGCGUGAACCUAUUAAGUGUAAUGCGUUCGGUAAAUAAUAAUUCUGUCAGUUACUAAAAAUGAA